AUGCUUGCAAAUCCCUUAUUUCCAAGUGGCAUUAAAAAGUUGUAUAAUGAGGGUAGAGUGAUAUAUGAAUUUAGUAUUCUAUCAUGGCUUACAAAAAAGACUUCAUUCUUUGCCCUUGAAGUUAGCACUCGUGCCUAUCAAGAUCUGUAUGGUAGGAAUGGAAUAGUACAUUCUGAACUUGGUGUUAUUUUGACUAAAGUCGAUGGAUUUAGUUUUAUUAAUUCUUGA
Molecule: messenger RNA, 228 nt
Organism: Entrophospora candida
Lineage: Eukaryota; Fungi; Glomeromycota; Glomeromycetes; Entrophosporales; Entrophosporaceae
Source: the annotation of a GenBank genome assembly